Messenger RNA from Sorex fumeus (smoky shrew), 1050 nucleotides. It is a transcript of the gene DHFR, whose product is annotated as dihydrofolate reductase. Gene Ontology annotation, cellular component: mitochondrion. NCBI's taxonomy places the organism in Eukaryota, Metazoa, Chordata, Mammalia, Eulipotyphla, Soricidae. The transcript is spliced from 6 exons. Gene Ontology annotation, molecular function: NADP binding; dihydrofolate reductase activity. The record is from RefSeq and is a predicted model, not a curated record. Bases 319 to 978 code for a protein of 219 amino acids. Gene Ontology annotation, biological process: folic acid metabolic process; tetrahydrofolate biosynthetic process; dihydrofolate metabolic process.
ACCCGCUGGGGCAGUGGCAGAAGUCAGGAUCCCCGCGGACUGGAAGAACCUGCUCAAAACCGCUUGCCGUGCAGGAGCCGGGCGGCAGGGAGCGGCGCCGCCGGAGGCUGGCCUACGACGCGACAUCGCGGGGGCCGGAAUGACGGGAUGACACAGGCCCGAGGCGGGAGCGCGAGCCGCGGCUGCAAGUUCCCCGCGUCCGCGGGCGCGAGCACGUCCUGACCCCGCGGAGCGCCGGGAGGGGGCGUGGCGGAGGCGUGUUGGGGGCGUGUCUAGGAGGUAUAGGGGGCGUGUCGGGGCGGGUCCCCGCCUGAGCAAAUGAGGCCCACGGGGCGGGGCGGCGUCAGUUUCGCGCUGAAUUUGGACUGGAGUCUCUUUCUCCCCUGCAAGUUUGGAGCGUCCUCCACUUCGGAAAUGGUUCGCCCGCUGAACUGUAUUGUCGCCGUGUCGCAGAACAUGGGCAUCGGCAAGAACGGGGAGCUGCCCUGGCCCCCACUCAGAAAUGAAUUCACAUAUUUCCGGAAAAUGACCACCACCUCUUCAGUAGAAGGUAAACAGAAUCUGGUGAUAAUGGGUAGGAAGACAUGGUUCUCUAUUCCUGAGAAGAAUCGACCUUUAAAGGACAGAAUCAAUUUAGUUCUCAGUAGAGAGCUAAAAGAACCUCCAGCAGGAGCUCACUUUCUUGCCAAAAGUCUUGAUGAUGCCUUAAAACUUAUUGAGCAACCAGAAUUAACAAAUAAAGUGGACAUGGUUUGGAUAGUGGGAGGCAGCUCUGUGUAUCAGGAAGUUAUGAACAAGCCAGGCCACUUGAGACUGUUUGUGACAAGAAUCAUGCAGGAAUUUGAAUGUGACACAUUUUUUCCAGAAAUUGAUUUGGAGAAAUACAAACUUCUUACUGACUACCCAGGGGUUGUUUCUGAUGUCCAGGAGGAGAAAGGCAUUAAGUACAAAUUUGAAGUGUAUGAAAAGAAAGAUUAAUACUAAGAUGUUCUCUAAGUUGUGUCGAGUUACCAUCCCUCUAAAAAGCAUAUGCAUUGUAAUAUUUUAAUA